CUGAGAAAAUCACAUUUCUCCACAUUGCUUCAAUCCAGCCAGCAAGAUGUUUGGCUUAGUUGAGCCUCAUCUUUUUGGUGAGGAGUGGUUUCUUUCUUGGCCAUCUUGCUGGGAGACUGGCUGAGCACGGGUGAGACCGGACACUGCAGGUGUUGGCAGUGACCCCUAAAGUUUCCUACCAUGCUCUUUUGAGAUCUUUGGACCAGAAGAGUCCCAGGGCUUUAUCACUUGUUAUUAACUUGAAGCUGGAAAAAGUCAAAAUAUACUUGGAGAACUAAAAUUAUGAAGAAUUUGUUAGAGCUUUGUUCAAUGACUUAGUGAUUUAUAACCUCUUUUUGGCUUAUUUAAUAGUUUUUUUUGUGUGUGAUAGCUCAGGGUGGUUACUCUUACUAUUAGAGCAUUUUGUGCAGCUGAUACUGCAUGUUUUUAUAAUAUAAUAAAACAUUAGUUUAAUUUUGUUUGAGGGCACAUUAUGUUAAAAUCAGUACACUAGAUUCUUUAAAAUGAAGUUUGAUCAAGGGAAGGGUUCUGGAACAUCCUGAGCAAACCAUGCAAAAUACACAGGACUAUCAUUUAUCCAAGGAUAAGGAGUAAUAGGUGUUCUGUUACAUGAUCUGUUGUUGAAACCUGCUUGAGAAGAAACCAUUUCAGUCUUCAGGACUUGUUCAAAAGAAAAAAAGUAUCAUGUAUAUUACACCAGAUAAAAACUUGACAGAUGACAGUGAAGAUGAAGAGAUAGUGACUGUCGAGAUUAAAGAAGAAUUAUCCAGUGACACAGCGAGUGAUGUAGGUUUACAGUUAAGUGUGACUGAUGAAGAAUUUAACUAUGAAAAUUUAGAACACGAUAACAAGGAUCUUUUGGGAGAACAUGAGGAAGUUUCAGAAGAAAUAAAAUCUGAAGAGGAGUUUGCAUUAGCAAUAAACUCUAGUUCUGAUGACCGUGAAUGUAAUCAAUCUGAAACAUGUUUCUCACCAGUGGAUGUUAUAGUGUCAUAUCAGGAAUUCCCCAAGAAUGAUUCAAAUUCUACGAAUCAUGUGCAUAAGCAGUACAAAGAUAGUAAUAGUCUUUCCUUGAGUAAUGGAUAUAGUCCUCUGGUACAACUUAAAGAAUAUGAAUGUGGUGUUUUUGGGAAGAAAACUGAAAAUAAAAAAAUAAAAGGCAAGAAUAUCCAAACUCGUAAGAAAGGAAAUUCGUUCAGUUGUGACAUCUGUGGGAAAACGUACUUCAAGAGAAAUCACUUAAGAGACCAUCGAAUGCUCCACACAGGAGAAAAACCAUUUAGUUGUGAAGUAUGUGGAAAGGAUUUCAUUAAGGAAGGAAAUCUCAGGCAACAUCAGUUGAUCCAUACUGGAGAAAGACCAUACAGUUGUGACAUCUGUGGGAAAAGUUUUAAACGAGUUAAUAAUUUAAGGGAUCAUCGAAUUCGACACACUGGAGAGAAGCCAUUCUUUUGUGAUUUAUGUGGGAAAAACUUUCCAACGAGUGGAAACCUAAGACAUCACAAAUUGUUGCACACUGGAAAUAAACCUUUUAAUUGUGACAUAUGUGAAAAAAGCUUUAAAAUGAAACAUCAUUUAGAUAUGCAUCAAACUGUGCAUACAAGAGAGAAACCUUUCUCUUGUGAUGUUUGUGGGAAAAUGUUUUCAAGAAGUGGUCAUUUAAAGCAACAUAAUUUGAUGCACACUGGAGAGAAACCAUUUGCGUGUGAUGUGUGUGGGAAAAGGUUUGGAACAAAUGGAAAUCUGCAACAUCAUAUGCUAAUGCACACUGGAGAAAAACCAUUUAAUUGUGAGAUAUGUGGGAAAAAUUAUAGAAUGAGCCAUCAUUUAAAAUUACAUCAGAGAAUGCACACUGGAGAGAAACCUUUCUGUUGUGAUAUUUGUGGAAAGAAAUUUUCAAGAAACCAAAAUCUAAAACAGCAUAAAAACAAAAAACAUUUGAUUGCGUUACCAUCUGACCAGUAAAAAAAACAAAAAAAGUAUAGAAUGAGAAACAAAUCACUAGGUUAUGUGGGAUAAACUUAGAGCAGUUGAUUAGAGAAAAUAUUAAUAGUAUAUAAUGUGAACCCCCAGACAAAAAAUAUCAGAGUAGUGUAUGUGACAAAUUAUAGUAAUAGGAACUUAUGAGCAUUAAAAACUUUACAAUAAACAGUAACAACAAAAACAAUUGCAUUUAAUUGUAUGCUGAAGAGAGUAACCCUUAAUAAAACAAGUACUGUAGAAUACCUUAUCUUCAUAAUCCUUGAAACCGUUAACAAACAUUCCAUUAAUUGACUAACUGGAAGAACAAGAAACUAUGAAUGUUAUGGCCUGUAUGUGUAGAAACGUUUUACUGGUAAGAGGAAGAAAUCUGUGGGCAAUGGACCUGUCACUUAUGAAAUGUAUUAAAUAAAAUGAACAUCAUUUAUGUUAAAUAUUUAGGAACAAAAUAAGAAACUGUUCUUUCUUAAGUCUCCUAUUGGUUAAUAUCGCUUAGUUGUAAGGUCUUAAUUAGAAAGUUUCGUAUAUUUACUCGUAUUUUAAUAUACUUUAGUUUCAGGAAGAUUUAAACAUAUGUUCAGAAUUUCGAGGAAAAGCCUAUAAUGUUCUAAUCCAUGUUGUGCUUUACAGUAAGGUUAUAAAUGCUAUUAUAAAUACAAAGCAAGUAAAACUUUGACUUCAAAAUUGUAAUUACUCAAUGCUUAUCAUUCUCAUAUCAGACUUUUAACAUCCAUUUUCGUUAUUAUUUCGUUAAACCGCACACAACACAGUUUGGGACCUCUAUUGUCAUCGUGUUUAGAUAUAAUAGCCAAAAUUAUGUACAUUUGUUCAAACUACAAGUGCUUAAGACCAUUGUUUUAUUUUUGUUGUCUUGUGAACGACAGAAAUUUUGUAUUAAUGUGUGUUUAUUUUAUUAAUUUUCCUUUUGUACGUUCAACAUAAAAUCAACUGUUAAAACUUCAGUGUGAAACAUGUAGUCAAUUUGUCGUGCUGAAACGUGUUCUUUAAAAAAGGUUUCUAAAAACUGUAUUUACCUUGCUUGUACGUUUAAUAUAUUGAAAAACAGUAACCUGAAUACUUUCAAGAAUAGUAUUAGUAAUGUUUAUUAACAAAAUAAACGAAAAGUUUAGUAGUUUUAGGUCUCGUGAGUUUGGACCAUCGUGAUCGAUAAGUUAUACAACAAAAAAUGUUUCCUAUUAACGCUAACUCAGUUCAGUGUAUGACAAGUUUCAUGUUAAUUGUGGAAUAUAGAUUACUUUGUAAAUGGUGAUACGAAUCCAAUACAUUUUAUAAGUACCCCCUGUUGGUAAGCGGUAAGUUUAUGGACUUACAACUCAAAAAUCGGGGGUUUGCAGUUCGAUUCCUUAAUGUGGACAGAGCGGAGAUAACCUUCUUAUGUAGUUUUGCGCUAAACAACAACUUUUUUUCUUUCUUUUUUACUAAAGGUGUUAAAUUAUUAUGAUGAGUUUUAAGGAAUUCCGGUUUCAUCAUCAUGUCGACAGAGUCUGAUUGAGUUUUAUUACUUUAAACCCUUGGACGUUCAAGGGAUGUAGGAGCUGCUAUCGUUAUUACUUGUAUCAUUAGCUCGUGUAACACUUCUUUAUUGGAUGUAGACGUUGCAAGAUUCGGUUAGUUCGGUGUGUAUUUAAAACUGAGAUUGGACUUAUUGUUUAGCUUUAUCAACCAUGUGACGAGAUGAAAAUUUGAUGUCCUAGUAAGUUUAAACUGUGGCUCAGUAAAUUGUUAGGAUAAUGUACUUAAAAACACAAUGUUUCUGCAAGUUUACUAAUACACAAAAAGUAUUUUUAAAAUCGGUUUCUUCUGUACGUCCAGCUGUGUGGUUUUCAAAGUGAACGUCAUUAUGACGCUGUUGUCAUUAUUACUAGGAAUUCCAUCUUUAGUGACAUUUUGGUUAUUGCUUUGCAAUAAAUAUAUAUACCACAAUUAUGCUAGUACAACUAAAACCCAAUAAAACAUGGUGUAGAUGUGUCUUUUCAGUCAUUUUGUUGUGACUUGUGUAUCUGUAGUGCUUUUAGCCCAUUAAACGAAAGAUUUGGGAACAAA
Molecule: messenger RNA, 4044 nt
Organism: Limulus polyphemus (Atlantic horseshoe crab)
Lineage: Eukaryota; Metazoa; Arthropoda; Merostomata; Xiphosura; Limulidae
Product: gastrula zinc finger protein XlCGF57.1-like
Exons: 4
Coding region: 685-1965 (426 amino acids)
Biological process (GO): central nervous system development; regulation of transcription by RNA polymerase II
Cellular component (GO): nucleus
Molecular function (GO): DNA-binding transcription factor activity, RNA polymerase II-specific; RNA polymerase II cis-regulatory region sequence-specific DNA binding
Source: RefSeq, a predicted model, not a curated record